UGUCACAUAUGCUUCAGCGAAACACAACAUAUUUUAUCUGCAGAAAAAAUGAUCAAAGCUCUGUCCUGUAAUCCUGACAUCACAACGUGUAAUUUAAUCUUAAUCCAGUCCAGCAGCACCGCGUUUAUCUGCUGCCUGCCGGCGUUUAAUCAAGAUGUGUUUCUGUUCCCGGGGAGAAUAAACCUCCACUGUGAUGACAUCUUGAAUAACAAAAAGAAUGUUGUGGUUCCAUGGAUUACUGCAUGUUUUAAUACGUGUGCACGAGACCAUGUGAGGUGAUUCAUCCAGAAAAUCAUACAAACAGAACAUGAGAAUACUAAACACUUGCAUCGGGAUUCAUAAUUGUUAUUAUCGUUAUUACUUGUAAAUAUUGAAAUGCUCUGAUGUUCAGAAAACACGUCGCUGUCCUCAGACUGUCCAUCGCUGCAGCUCCUCUGCUCAGCCUCUGUCUGAAACAAUCAGUUUUAGCUCCAUCUUCUGCGGAGAAUUCAAACCAGAAUGUUUAUUACACAUGUGUUGCAUGUUACUUGGUUCGACUUCUAUUUGGUGAAAUUCAACUGAACUGCAGCAACAUCUUCUCGUCAAUCUCGAUUACCGAUCUCCAUCACUACAGCUCGACCCAAUUGCUUCUUCAAAGCUCUGAACAAUGAAUAAAAGUCAAACUUUGCAUAUAAACAAGCAGGUCGGUUGCUUAUCAUAAUAAAAGCCUGGAAAGAGGCGAUUAGAGAAAACAAGAGAAAAUAAUUGUGAGGCAUUCUUGUAAUCUGUAAAAACCUGUAUAACUUUUAGUCAUGUCAAUGUUUGGAAUAAAAACAUUAUUUUGUUAUAUAGUUUAUUAUUAUAUUAUUUUAUAAUAAAACAGUUUAAUAAUAUAUUAAUAUAAAAAGACUUGAAGGCAGUACGUCACAUGGGUUGAGGGACAAUGUCUAUUAACCUCUUAAGAGGCGGGUGAGAUUCGCCUAAAACGCCUGUCGCAGGAAUUUCAAAGUAAAAUGAAAGCUGUUCUUGAACCAUUUGGAGUACAUGCAUGGUCUUGGUCUCUUUUGAAAGGUAACAUUCUGAACCCCCCCCCUAACCCUAACCCCCCAAAAAAAGUCACAAUCACCCGAAGUGCUACUGGCAUUGAGUAAAAGCAGUUGGCACACAGUGAAGUAGAAGGUUUUUAUUUCCGCUUGAAUAUUUUUUAAUAAACAGAUGCCUGCAGAUGACUCUUGCUGGGACUUAUGAGCUGCAAAACACAAUGGGACCCUAGCAUGAAGCUUUGACUAGCCCAAGUUCAAAUUAUUUGAUAACAAUACCACAUAAAAUGUAUAUUUGACAGCUCUUUUCCUAAGAGCAUGUUUUCCACAAGGGCAUUUGGUGACUCCAAAGGACCCGUUUGUAACCAUGGUAACCAACCAUGCUAAAUAGGCUAACUUUACACUCAUACGUUUAUAUAAAAGAGAAAAAACAGCCACACAGUGAAACAACUCCUUUGAGUUCCUUUGGUGACCAGAGAGAUCCCAAACAUUGGCGCCAUCUUUAAUCAGCAGGCUAUUACCUUUGAGUUCCUUUGGUGACCAGAGAGAGCAAAGACAUUAGCGCCAUCUUUAAUCAGCAGGCUACUGCCUUUGAGUUCUUUUGGUGACCAGAGAGAUCAGAGGCAUUGGCACCAUCUUUAAUCAGCAGGCUACUUGACCACUGAAGAGACACUUCUCAGUCAGUUUAAUCAAACAGUGCAACAUGACAACAAGUCAAGACUGCUCUACAAGUCGGAAACCAGGAACACAACUCGAUCAGUCAACAGCUGAGAGAAUCAUGAGUCUAGAAGACAACCGCUCCAACAGCAACAUGGAGCCCAACUCAGUGAAUACAAUGGAGGACCUCCUACAACAAGUGAAAGGCUUAAAGUCAAGUAAUAUGAAGCUGUCGCUGGAGAACCAAGCUCUUCAGGAGGUACAGAGAGAACUAAAGUCCAAGCUGAAGACAAUGGACAUGAUGUUGAUCCUGAAGGAGGAUGUCGACAGGGAAAGAGAUAAAGUAAUCCAUACUUUCCAAAGUGAAAACACCGCGCUGGUCGAUAAGAAUGAUGAGCUCAUGGCCAAACUGAGGACCGCACAGAGUCAGAUCCGAGAUUGCAAGACUGCCUGUAACCUCAGAGUCGACUACCUCGAGGGUCUGAUAUGGAGGGGGCAGUCGGAGAAUUCCGUCUGCUCUAAAAGAACCAAGGAGCUGGAGAGCCUGGUUGAAGCCACAGAGAAGAAGUGGCUCAACGUGCAGGAGGACUUUCAAAAUAACGUUGAGCUCACGGAAAAACUGAGGGCCAUGCAGACUCGGAUCCAUCAGCUUGAGUCUGACUCGGACCUUAAAGUCAACACUCUGGAGGAUCAGCUCAGGAGUGAGCAGGUGGAGAAAGAGACCUGCCUUCAAAGAACCAAGGAGCUGGAGAGCCUGGUUGAAACCACAGAGAAAAAGUGGCUCAACAUGCAGGAGGACUCACCACAAAAAGUCCAGAAGAUGGAGGAGGAUAUUAAGCUCCUCAUCGUGAAGUCUAUUAAGCUUCAGGAGCUGGCCCUCAUGUCAGACAGCGACAAAGCCAGAAAAAGUGAGGAAGAAAGAAAAGUUCAGAAGAAGCAGGAGAAGACAGAGAAAGUACAACGAGAGAUGAAGCUGAAAGAGAGGGAAAAGCAGGAAAAGAAGAAGCAGCAGAGGAUAGCGAAAGAACUAAUAGAGAAGCUGAGAGGGAGGAAGAGCAUGAGAAGAUAAAAGCUAAGCUUCCCUGCUAAAUUUCUUAAACUAGAUUGCUAGUUUGAACUGUUUGGUCUCACCUUGAAUUGUAUGAGACAGGAGUUUGUUUAUUUAUUGAUUCUGUUUACUAUUCCUAGUUUCACUCAAGUGAUUGAGAGUUAAAAAAGGAACCAGCUAAGGUUAAAUUGCUUGAUUUUUAACUGCCAACAUUACUGCAACGACACUGUCCUGUAGAUUCAUGCUGUACAACAUCAGGAGGACACGCCCCCUUCUCACUCAGAAGGCGGGGCAGGUUCUUGUCCAGGCUCUGGUCAUCUCACGCCUCUCACUACAUCCAGGACAUGGUCAAACGUUACACCCCAGCACGUUCACUCCGCUCUGCUUCGACCAAUCGGCUCGUUGCUCCUUCACUGCUAAACACUCAUCAACAUCACGACUGUUGUCUGUCCUGGCUCCUUAAUGGUGGAACCAGCUACCUAUCGACAUCCGGACAUCAGAGAGUUUACACAUCUUCCGCCGCAAACUAAAAACACACCUCUUCCGUCUAUUGGAGAGGCGGUGGACUAGUGGCAGAAAAAUUGGACUAUGGGCAGAAAAUCUGUCUGGAUGGUCUCUGGUUCGACUAAAUGGAGUGACAACCCAAAAAAAAUACCUGGAUGGACAACACCUGGAUCUGUCCAAAAAAGUCCAAGAGGACUCUCCCUACCCACCCCUUGAGUGCCCCUGAGCAAUGCACCUUACUCCCCCAACAUCUGCACCCCGGGCGCCGUGCGUGGCUCUGUGUGUCCUGCUGUGUUCACCAAAUGGGUCAAAAGCAGAGGAAAAAUGUCUCCCUAUUUGCAUGAGUCUGUCUGUGUCUGGGAUUAAUAAAUGUAUCUUAUCUUAUAUCUUGAAUAAAAAAAAAAAAAUCUCUUCACUGAAGCGUGUUGUCUUCUGUGUCACACACACACACAGACACACACACACACACACACACACGCAUACAGGUUUUAAUUCAUCAGUUCCACUCAUCAAUUGUUGUUGGGUUCCUAUGAAUCUCUCUUUUUUCUGUUUGC
Messenger RNA from Pleuronectes platessa (European plaice), 3782 nucleotides. RefSeq names its product golgin subfamily A member 6-like protein 24. The record is from RefSeq and is a predicted model, not a curated record. Lineage: Eukaryota; Metazoa; Chordata; Actinopteri; Pleuronectiformes; Pleuronectidae. The transcript is spliced from 2 exons. The coding region runs from base 1723 to 2745 and encodes 340 amino acids.